ACUCGUGAGCUCGCCCUUACUGCACUUUUUUUAGCCUUUUCACACCGAAUUUGACGCCCCUGUUGAAAACUCCUAAAAAAAAGGGGGUACUUAAUUGUUCUUUAUCGACGAAGAAUUCAAGAUGACUUUACCUAAAACGUAUAUUAAAGGCUUUCACAAUGAUGAUGCAAUUAAGAAUAUGACUUAUAAAAAGUUAGGAGAGACUGAUAUGUGUGUAUCUAAACUAAGUUUGGGAGGAACAGUGUUUGGUGGAGUUUAUGGGGAAUUUGAUGACAAAGAAGCAAGAGAAACAAUAGAAGAGUCUAUUAAGAAUGGUAUAAAUUAUAUUGAUACAGCUCCGUAUUAUGGUGAAGGGCGGUCAGAAGCCUUUUUAGGAAAAGUGUUAAAAGAUAUUCCAAGAGAAGCAUACUAUAUAUCGACAAAAGUAGGACGUUAUACUUCAAAGUAUGAAACGAUGUUUGAUUAUUCCAAAGAGACGAUAAUUUCCCGAUUUGAAGACAGCCUUGAACGCUUGUGCUUGAAGUACGUCGACUUUGCUAUUGUACAUGAUGUCGAGUUUGGGGAUAUGCAUCAACUGCUUAAUGAAUCAAUUCCUGCAGUGCAAGCGCUUGUUGCAAAAGGAAAAGUCAGAUAUACAGCGAUUUCCGCUUAUCCGGUUUCCACUCUUUGGGAUGUAGUUCAAAAAAGUAAAAUCAAGAUUGACAUAGUUCUUUCUUACAGCAGAGAGACUCUGUUUGAUUCAACUCUGUCAAAAUAUGCCGACAAGUUUAAAAGCAAAGGCGUAGGAAUUGUGAAUGCAUCUCCGACAGGUUUAAGACUGCUUAGCAACUGUGGGCCUGAGGCUUGGCAUCCUGCAAGCAAAGAGAUCAAAAAUCUCUGCGCACAAGCUGCAGCUUACUGCAAAGAAAAUGGGGUUGAGCUUGGAACACUUGCGGUCUACCACGCACUGAAAAAUGACAAUUAUGAUACAUGUCUUGUUGGAUUCAACACCAGGGCAAUCAUGAACUUCAAUCUAAACUUACUUGUCAAAGGACUAUCACCAGAGGAACAGAAAGUUUUGGAUCAUUUGAAAGAUAAGUUUUUCAAAAAUAAAAGCAUGCACUGGGAAGGAAUGGAACUUUUGAUGAUUAAAAACUAUUUAAAUUCAUUUAAAACGUCACCUUAGUUGAUUAUUUUCCAUAUUUUGGAAGUAACAAUAAGCCAAGAUACUGAAAUAUGUUUGUAAAUGAUUUUAUUAUUAUAUUAAAGCUACAUUAUUGUAA
Messenger RNA from Cimex lectularius (bed bug), 1262 nucleotides. RefSeq names its product L-galactose dehydrogenase-like. The transcript is spliced from 8 exons. Lineage: Eukaryota; Metazoa; Arthropoda; Insecta; Hemiptera; Cimicidae. Gene Ontology annotation, molecular function: L-galactose dehydrogenase activity. The record is from RefSeq and is a predicted model, not a curated record. Gene Ontology annotation, cellular component: cytosol. The coding region runs from base 122 to 1165 and encodes 347 amino acids.